UCCAGGUCUGGUUUCUGACAGCGUGGAUACGAUCACUUAUUUUAUUUUUUUUCUCCUCAAACCUUUGCUGUGUCUUAUCUUGUCACUUGAUACAGUUAUGGGUGUGUUGUGGUGAAACCCAGCCCUGACCAUCAUAAAGGUUUUAGGUGUAGUAGCUGUUGUUCAAAGCCUCCUUCCUCAUUCCAUCUGUCUUCACUGAGGAGCCCAGCAGCUCAGUCUUUACUCAGAACCUUUAGAACCGUGUUCACGUUCUGUCUCUGUUCUAAAUACUUCAAUUGUGUUUUGGCGAACACCUGCAUCUCUUCCUUAAAUGGAUCUUACUUUCCAUCCUUUUGUGCUUUUCUAUUUUCAAACUACACGGGGCAGCACACGUUUUCACCACAGAGAAGCUAAGGUCUCCAGUCUGCUAUGAAUGAGGAGAGAGAGGAGGGGGGUCCUACCUCUAAAACCACUCUGUCUGGGGAACAUGGCCGCCAGAGGAAAGCUAAGAGCCCAGAGCAGCAGGAGAGAGCAGACUCCCAUGGACCCAGCUGUGUCUCCAUGAAGAGUGAUCACUCUAUGGAUCCACCUGUCACAAUUAAAGAUGGAAAUCAGUCUAUUGAAAAGAGAAGAGUCCAGCAGCAUAGAGGAGACUCCCCUGGACCCAGCUGUGUCUCCAUGAAGAGUGAUAGCUCUAUGGACGAUCCUUGGAACUUUAAAGAUGGAAAUAAGUCUAUUGAGAAGAGAAGAGUCCAGCAGCAUAGAGGAGACUCCCCUGGACCCAGCUGUGUCUCCAUGAAGAGUGAUAGCUCUAUGGACGAUCCUUGGAACUUUAAAGAUGGAAAUAAGUCUAUUGAGAAGAGAAUAGUCCAGCCGGAGAGAGCAGACUCCCCUGGACCCAACUUUGUCUCCAUGAAGGGUGACCGCUCUAUGGGUCAUCCUCCUAAAUUUAGAGAUGGACGGCCCUCCAGAGAGGAGAGACAACCCCACCAGAGGUCAAAGGUUACCAGUGCUCAGUCUGUACAGCAGCAUCAAACAGAGCUGAUCAAGAGGGCUGAGGAGAACGCACACGCUUUCCUAGACAAGGAGCUGAAGAAGCUCUGGAGGGAUCUCUUCUCAGAUGACCCACAAUGCUCAGAGAGUCAGAGGGAGGAGGACGAGGUGGAUGAUAAGAAAAAGGAGCAGAGGAGGUGCGCCAUAGCGGGAGUGGUUGACAUCACAAAGCUCUGCCUGAUGGAGAUGAACCAGGAGGAACUGGCCGACACACUGUGGAGAAAAUCUGCUGCUGUCGAGUGCCAACAUAAAAUCAAGUCUAAUUUGAGGAAGAAGUUCAAGUGUGUGUUUGAGGGAAUCGCUAAAGCAGGACAGCCAACAGGUCUGAAUGACUUCUACACAGAGCUCUUCAUCACAGAGAGAGGCAGUGGAGAGGUCAACAAGGAACAUGAGGUCAGACUGAUUGAAACAGCUUCCAGGAGACCGGCCAAGGAGGAAAAACCAAUCAAAUGUGAAGACAUCUUUAAACCCUUACCUGGUCAAGAUAAACCAAUCAGAACAAUAAUGACAACUGGAGUGGCCGGCAUUGGUAAAACCAUCUUAACACACAAGUUCAAUCUGGACUGGGCUGAAGGCAAAGCCAACCAGGACAUACACUUCACUUUUCUCCUUACUUUCAGAGAGCUGAAUUUACUGAAAGGGAAAGAGUUUAGCUUGGUGGAACUUCUUCAUCACUUCUUUGUUGAGACCAAAGAAGCAGGAAUCUGCAGAUUUGACCGGUUCAAAGUUGUCUUCAUCUUGGAUGGUCUGGAUGAGUUUCGACUUCCUCUGGACUUCCAGAACAACCAGAUCUGGACUGAUGUCACAAUGCCGACUUCAGUCGACAUGCUGCUGACAAACCUCAUCAGGGGCAACCUGCUUCCCUCCGCUCGCAUCUGGAUAACCACACGUCCUGCGGCAGCCAAUCAGAUCCCUGCUGAGUCUGUUGACAUGGUGACGGAGGUGAGAGGGUUCACCGACCCACAGAAGGAGGAGUACUUCCAGAAGAGAUUCAGAGACGAAACGUUGGCCAGCACAAUCAUCUCCCACGUCAAGAAAUCACGAAGCCUCCACAUCAUGUGUCACAUCCCAGUCUUCUGUUGGAUCACUGCUACAGUUCUGGAGGACAUCUUCAAAAAAUCCCAGAUAAAAGAGAUGCCCAAUACCGUGACUCAGAUGUACAGCCACUUUCUGAGGGUUCAGUCCAUACAUGGGGACAGGAAGUACCAUGGGAGAGCUGAAACAGAUCGAAACUGGAGACCAGAGAGCAGGGAGAUCAUUGUUUCUUUGGGAAAACUGGCUUUUAAUCAGCUGGAGAAAGGCAACCUGAUCUUCUAUGAGGAAGACCUGGCAGAGUGUGGCUUCGAUAUCAGAGCAGCCUCAGUGUACUCAGGAGUGUUCACCCAGAUCUUUAAAGAGGAGCAUGUGCUGUACAAGGACAAGGUGUUCUGCUUUGUCCAUCUGAGCAUCCAGGAGUUUCUGGCUGCCCUUUAUGUCUUUCUGUCAGUGGCGAUUUCUCUAAGACUGCAAGGGAAGCUCAGCUUCCCCUAAAAUUUCGAACAUUAAAUUGUCAAAUAUGUAUUGUUGUGUUAACAUUUCAUUGACUACAAAUUCGUUAAAAUACGUUCAUGUCGAAGACGAGUUCGAUAAGAAUCUUAUCCAAGACUGACUCGAUUUUGUUAACUUCUCAUACAUUCCCGUAAUGUCAA
Messenger RNA from Gadus chalcogrammus (walleye pollock), 2720 nucleotides. RefSeq names its product protein NLRC3-like. Lineage: Eukaryota; Metazoa; Chordata; Actinopteri; Gadiformes; Gadidae. Bases 409 to 2562 code for a protein of 717 amino acids. The record is from RefSeq and is a predicted model, not a curated record. The transcript has 9 exons.